AUUUUUCAUCAUAAAACGUACGGUCACACUUCUACUGCUGGUUGCAAAUAAUUUUUUAUUGUGAAAAUUGAGGAAAAAUUGCACUUAAACAGAAAUUAAUGGCACACAAGCGAGUGUUUAUCUACCCUGCACUACUGGCGAUAUGUUAUUUAGUUGGCGUGACAUGGGCUGAAGGUGCAACACAAACGCUGCCUUCGCUUGGCAGCAGCAACAACAACCACACAAGUCCACAAGGUGCGUCAGUUAUACCACCAGCAUUGAAAGCAACCGCAGCCGCCCCAGUGGCUUCAGCAACACCAUCCACAAGCGCAGCGCCCAAGGGCAAUGCGACCCACAGCAACAAUGGUCCAGAAUGUGCUUGUGCGGGCGCUCUGCUGCCUCAAGUGGACGCCAAUGGCAAGGAGCUGCCCAUAUGCGCCGAGUGCAAAUGUUCUCACGUAGCGCGCAACACGACGCUAAUAAAGGUCGUUGUCAUCAUUGUGAUCUGGAUCAUAUCCAUUUUAGUGAUAUACAUGCUCUUCCUCAUGUGUUUGGAGCCGCUGCUUAAUAAACGCGUCAAGGCAAACAAUUAUCAGGAGCACACCAAUGAAGAUGAUGAGCCAGCACCGCCGAUGCCCGUGGGCAGCAACAAUCAGGAGCUAAGUGCCCGGGCUAAUGUUCUAAAUCGUGUGGGACAUCAGCAGGACAAGUGGAAACGACAGGUGCGAGAGCAGCGCAGACACAUCUACGAUCGCCACACGAUGCUUAAUUGAGCGAUAUCAACAGAUGGUGGGAAAGUGAGAUAAAGUCGAGGGAAAUGUUUGGGAGCCGCGGCGACUUAAGACAAUGUAUUCCGGCAACAAUUUGCAUUAAAUAAUUGUGUAUUUUAA
Molecule: messenger RNA, 869 nt
Organism: Drosophila albomicans
Lineage: Eukaryota; Metazoa; Arthropoda; Insecta; Diptera; Drosophilidae
Exons: 5
Coding region: 99-752 (217 amino acids)
Cellular component (GO): lysosomal membrane
Source: RefSeq, a predicted model, not a curated record